AUGAAUUUCCGCAACUGGGCCAGACCCCGUGGUUUUUCCUUUUACGGGUUUUCCACUUCGACCUAUCCAGAAAAAUUGCCGGCUCACGAAUGUGGUUCUGAUCCCUCUGGUGAUGUCAGAAGUCGUUUCGAUAUACUAAUUUAUUAUGUUUCUAUUUUCUUUAUUGUCCCUGAUUCGGAAGUCACAUUUUCUUCAGUACCUCCCAACAAGAUUGAUCCGGUUGGAUCUUGGUUCGUGAUGGUCUUUUUCUUGAUUUUGACGAUCAGAUCUCUCUAUGAAUGGAAAAGGGGUGCUUUGGAUCGGGAGUAAGCACUAGUGAUAGGGCAAAGGGGGAAAGGACAAAGGAAAGAGGGAUGCCUACUUUCAAUCAAUUGAUUCACCAUGAUAGUGAAGAAAAACGGU
Messenger RNA from Phalaenopsis equestris, 402 nucleotides. Its product is annotated as NADH-ubiquinone oxidoreductase chain 3. Bases 1 to 309 code for a protein of 102 amino acids. The record is from RefSeq and is a predicted model, not a curated record. Gene Ontology annotation, cellular component: NADH dehydrogenase complex. Lineage: Eukaryota; Viridiplantae; Streptophyta; Magnoliopsida; Asparagales; Orchidaceae. The transcript has 2 exons. Gene Ontology annotation, molecular function: NADH dehydrogenase (ubiquinone) activity.